Messenger RNA from Penicillium daleae, 5061 nucleotides. RefSeq lists its product as uncharacterized. The transcript is spliced from 2 exons. Gene Ontology annotation, biological process: intracellular signal transduction. Gene Ontology annotation, molecular function: guanyl-nucleotide exchange factor activity. The coding region runs from base 1 to 5061 and encodes 1686 amino acids. The record is from RefSeq and is a predicted model, not a curated record. Lineage: Eukaryota; Fungi; Ascomycota; Eurotiomycetes; Eurotiales; Aspergillaceae.
AUGUCCGGCAGCGGUGUCGAACAGGCAUCUGGUGUUCGGAAUCACGACCCGCCUCCGUUUGGGCGUCAAUCCUCAGCGCCCGCUGUCAGCCAAUCCGAUCGUGGCAGCUCCUCUUCCUUUGAGACACCCCCCAUCGCCUCGUCCCUCUCGAAUUCCACGUAUCCCUCCUUCCGAUCAGGCCCCGACUCCGCCAAUUAUCUCGUCGCCGUGCAGGUACAACAGGAUCUUCGUGGCCUUGACUCUUCCAACCCGGACGAUUUCUACCGAAGUGAAGGUGUGCCCGCGGCAACCGAUGGCAAGGUCGGAAUCGACAAUGUGACAAGUGCAAGGAUGGACACAACUGGCUAUAGCGACCUAACGGACAGGGUGUCCCCGCUGCCAACAGAUAAUGUAGACUAUUCGCGUGCUAGACGGCCAGCGUAUCGGUCGACGUCUGAUUCGUCUGCUUUGAGAGGUCCGUCAGCAUCGGUAUCUUCCUCCUCCUCAAGAGCCCGACACCCUUCUUUCAAAGACCUGGUGAACAAAUUCAACAAAACCUCCGACGAAGUUCUUCCCUUACCUACCGUCUCUCGAUCCACCUCCCGGGCCGCAAGUCCUUCUGGAAGCUUUGAGAGCGACCACCCCUCACGAACCUUGCCGCGACGGCGUCACCUGCGCGGCGAAUCUCCACCGCCAGUCUCCUCCACGAGCAACCCUAGGCUCCAGGCUGAUCCAACACCUUCGUCACCGGAGCUCGAGCGCCCUGGACCAGAUCCGUUAAGUACGGACGCCGUGAUCCCUCCUCCGCUCUUUCAGCGCAUUCCGCAGUCGCAUCCUCGACGACCACUGUUUGGGGAGCUGUUAUCGGUGAAUACUCAGCUGAACAACCUGGGAUUUGGUAUCCCUUCACAUAUUAAACGUCGAGGCUCUGAAGGGAGCCUCCCCAGUCCGAAUCCAGCUUUCCCCGACCAGUCUCAGCCUUCAUCGGCUCGGUCACCAUUAACGCCAACCGCAUGGUAUCUGGGACAAACAAGCUCUCUUGAAGCAGUACAGACUGGGUCGAACGGUGCAAGCAGCUAUCAUCGCAGAGCUCGAAGUGACUUGGCGAGUAAUCCCUCAAGGGAGCCCCUUGCCGAUCCGUGGACUCCCGACAUGGCGGUUUCGGUGUCCUUGCAGCAGACAAAGCCGGGUGAUGGGUCGCCCGGCAGCCCAAAUUCCAGAUCCCGCAUUCCCGUCUCAUCGCACCGUCUGCCAACUGCUUCCGGCCCCGAGUGCCACUCACCGACCUCGAAUUCCAACUUUAGCAGUCGGUCCUCCGCCAUUCCUCUGGCUCCGAAGGGCAGCAGCCGCCUUCCCAAACCGUCUGGAAAGGACAGUCCGCCCCGCAUGGCGGACACCGGACCCGCUUCGUUUGCGAUGACGGCGCGUGGUAGGCGUGACAUGACGAUCGGCCGAAGCCGUACCCAAGUCCCCGAACGAAGUCAGCUUCUCCAAGCAUACAUUGCUGCGCCGCCUCCAAAGAAAUCACCCCCAUUACGCAGCUCACGACCUCGCCAGCCGAUCUCACAAAGUGGGCCAAUGUCCCCGCGUUCUCGGAUUAACGAUAGGAUAUCAACAUUACAACAAAAAUCCGAACGUGAUAUUGAGCGACCACGCAGCCCUCGGACACGACUCCGACGAUCCGAAUUGGGUAAUGUCGAUUUUGAAACUCGCCGACAGCGAAUCCAACAAGCUUUCAAUCGCACAGUCCAGGAGAAUGAGCGAAAGGAGGAAGCCGCUGCUGAACUUCGACGCCGUGCUCGAGAACAAGAGAAAGCCACUAACGGAGACGCUGGCACUCCAACGGAUGAGCAGGAGACAACUCCCAGUGCUGCAACCGCUAAUGAGAACGCUCUACCCUCUUCAGAGAUGACCACGGUGGUAGUUCAUUCGGCCAGCGCGCCCGUCGACGGGGAUAGCCAACGACGCACUGUUCCUCAACUCCACCUAAACACGGCGGUAAAUGUGACAGACAAUAAUGCGCCGCACACGAUGAUGGACUCCCCGACGCUGGGAAAUCCUGAGGGCAUUCAUCACCAACCACGUAAUAUGGCGCAUGAUCAGAAUCACGCCAACGACGUCGAGCCCAAAUCGGCCAUCACGACAGGCUCGAACGAUACUCACGUCACCCAGUUCGACCCCGAGCCUCAGUCUAGCUUGCUUGAGCGGAAACCCAGCUUGUCUCAUCGAACCCUGUUAAAUCACAUAAUGCAGAUUCGCGAAUCAAGCUCGAGCAGCGAUUCCUGUGACGAGCCAGACUGCAGUCUAUCGGAGAAUGAUGACAAGGCAUCGAUCAAAAUCAUGCUUCGUGAAUCGCCGUACUUGCGCUCUGGCAGUAGUACAGACACUGAGGGGCCCCAAUCUGCGCCCUUGGAGCAGGUCCAAAAUGCCGAUCACCCGCAGAACCGAUGGAGUCUGAGUUCGUGGGAUUCAUCCGUCCACAACAAUCAGACCUCGACUUGUGAUGAACAAUGCGAGGAAAGUGGGGAUGAUGCAGGUUUGCAGGAUGACCAGCCGACGGAACCAGCAACUCAAUCUUGCUCGGCGGCUUCGACAGGCUCACCUUCGAUCGACGAGAACGAUACUACAUCUCCUAUCCAAGCAGACAUCGGCUUGAUGGGACCAGACACCGUUGAGACCUCGCAGCGGCCACAAUCCGGUCAUGCAUUCUCUACUCCUCCCAGUUUGGCAAAACAAGGCCGCUGGGACUCUCGCCGUGUUACUCAGCUCUAUCUGGAGGAAUUGACCCGAGGCAGAGCAGGAAACAAUAAUAAUAACAGUUCUGGAAGUGCCGUGAACAACUUACAUCUUCCAGCUGGCCGCAUGGCCCCCGUUGCUCCAUCUCGAGCUCAUGGUCACUCCAAUAGCCUGACAGAUAAUCCGGUCUUCGUUCCCAGAUACCAGGAAAUCCCCGUCGCGGAGAUUGUGCCAGGAUUCCAAGAAGUACCAAGACCGGGCCACCAAAGAUUGGACCAUCUCUCCGGAGAGCCUUCAGCAACUUUGGCUGGACCAAGUGACUGGGAACAUGCUUCUCCAUCUAUUAUGGACUGGAUGCAGAUCGCUGCUGAAGACGAGGCUACCACGCCCGGAGGUGAAAAGGGUGGCGCUGCGGCUGAUGGCUUGCCCACUCCACGCCUCCAAACAGCCGCAGUUGAACUCGAGGCCUCGCAGAGUCAUGAUUCCGGCCUCGGGCUGUCAACCAACAUCCAGCCGCCAGCUCGUGGACCUGUAGAGCUGCCUGCUGGCACUUUCCGCUCCGGCAAUGAAUUGGACACCAACCAGAAGGCCCUUCCUGAGAUCCCACAACUGCGCGCUGCACACAGCACUGAAAGCAGUGAAGAUUCUACUUUCCACCGAGUAGAUCCCACACAGUCACCUCAGGCAGCGGACUCAUCUACAACCUCUUUGGCUCCAUCCGCAGAACAAUUCAUUGGGGCUGAGCCGCCCGAGUCUCCUUCGUCCGAGCAGACCCGUCUGAUAAAACGGUACAAUAUCAUUCGGGAGCUCGUGUUGACCGAAAACAUAUUUGGCAAAGAUAUGAAGGUGGUUGAAGAUAUCUACAAAGGCACCUCCUCAUCUUGUUUGGAUCUCUCUGCAGAGGAUGUCAAGAUUCUGUUUUCCAACUCCGAUCAGCUUGCGCAGUUCUCUUUCAACUUCCAAGACACGCUAAAGAGAGCUGCUCGCAGUAUCUAUAUCAUGUCAAAGUCUCAGCGGCGGAACAACAAGCGUAGUGCGCGUCACAGUCGUUCUGUCGAAGCCGCUGAUGAGCAGAAUAGUGCUGAUGAGGGCAAUACCGACCCCGAAAAAGAUCGUGCCACUGCUAUUGGCGAGGCUUUUCUGAUCCACUUGGCCGAGAUGGAGAAGGUGUAUACCGAGUACUUGAAGAAUCAAGGAGCUGCCAACAACAAGCUUCAAAUCCUCCACCGCAAUCAGAAGGUGUCUAUCUGGCUGAAUGAGUGUCGUGAAUGGGCAUCGGAUCUUACCGACGCGUGGGAUCUCGACUCCCUCAUUGUCAAGCCUGUACAACGACUUACGAGGUAUCCGCUCUUCCUGUUCCAGCUUCUUGAAACGACUCCCACCGACCACCCGGAUCGUAUUCAUCUUCAGACUGCUUUCCAAGAAGUCACCGAUAUGACUGCUCGAAUUAAUGAGAUGAAGAAGCGUGCGGAAUUGGUGGGCCAAGCCGUUGGUCGGAAGCGCAAUCAGUCCGAUGUACGAGCAGGGUUGUCCAAGGCUUUCGGUCGUCGAACCGAGAAACUGCGCCAACAGGUUGGUCUUUCGGAAAUGUUUCAAGACAAAGAGUAUGAUCAUCUGUCCCAAAAGUUCGGCGAGCACUUUGCGGAACUACAUGUGAUCAAGAACGAUGUGGUGAUAUAUAAGGAGAACACCCAACAAGCAAUGAGACAGCUCGGUGGAUAUAUUGCGGCCAUUGAAAAUGUUAUCGACGUGGACCAGUCCAGUUAUGCUGAGUUGGAGAGUAAAUGGCGCCGUUUCAAUUCGUCGUUCCAGGAGAUUGUUUCCGUCGCGCUGCCCGAACAUCUCGAAUUGAUCACCAAGCGCGUGCAAGAUCCGUUUGAUUCGAUCAUUCGACUCUACCAAGGACCUGAGCGAGUCAUGAGGAAGCGCAACAAGCGUCUUCUGGAUUAUGCUCGUUUCAAGGCCGCCAAGGACCGCGGCGACAAGCCUGACAAGAAGACCGCUGAACAAGGCGAGCAGUUCAUUGCAUUGAACGACACCCUCAAAGAUGAACUGCCCAAACUCUUUGCUUUGACGGGUAAACUCACAGAAGCUGUGAUGACAAACCUGCUUCAACUGCAGACCUUGUGGUGGAGCAUGUUCCAGACGAGAAUGGAAGCUUAUGUCGACACCUUCCCUGAUGACUUUGGCAAGAUGAUCAACGACUGGAGCAGCGACUACAGCUUCGCCGAAGCCCAGGUGCUCUCACUUGGUGUCUGCAAUGGGUCCUUGCUUGCUGAUACGGUCAACUUGGUCAACUUCAAUACUCAUUCCAAUCUCAAUUCCCCCGCCGUCCCUCCACCGUGA